Molecule: messenger RNA, 1368 nt
Organism: Sclerotinia sclerotiorum 1980 UF-70
Lineage: Eukaryota; Fungi; Ascomycota; Leotiomycetes; Helotiales; Sclerotiniaceae
Exons: 9
Coding region: 1-1368 (455 amino acids)
Biological process (GO): transmembrane transport
Cellular component (GO): membrane
Molecular function (GO): transmembrane transporter activity
Source: RefSeq, a predicted model, not a curated record
AUGGAACUCCAAAACAGAAAGCAUGCUACGGAAACUGCGUUGCCAACUUCUCAUAUCGGAGAGGUUGUCGAAGCAGGUCGCACCAGAGAUGAAAAAGAUCUUAUUCGGCUUGGCAAAAAGCCUGUUCUAAAGGCAAGUUAUACGCAUAUCCGCAACUUUGGCUUCAUGUCCAUUCUGGGAUUUUCGUGCACUGUCCUUAUUACCUGGGAGGGAAUGUUGAUAGUAUCAACUCAGAGUCUUCUCAAUGGUGGCCCUGCGGGAGUCAUCUGGGGAUACAUCAUCGUAUGGAUUGGCACCAUCUCCACAUUUGUUGUUUUGUCAGAAUUGGCUUCGAUUUGGGUCGCAAUGUUAGCUCCGGACCGAUCUAAAAGGUUCUUGAGCUACAUUACUGGAUGGAUGACAUUUGUCGGAUGGCAAGCAGUUACUGCAUCUGCAGCCUAUCUUAUAGGGACACUCUUUCAAAGUAUCAUAUUGAUGACAAAAUCAGAUUAUAUUCCGAAACCAUGGCAAUCGAUGCUCUUUUUGUGGGCAAUCUUAGCCUUUGCAGUUGUUAUCAAUACAGUAGCAAGCAAAACUCUUGCGCACUUUGAAGGCGUAAUUUUGGUUUUGCACGUCCUAGGAUUCUUUGCUGUCCUAAUUCCGCUCGUUUAUCUUUCACCCCACGGCAAUACUUCCCUGUUUACAACGUUUGUCAAUGGAGAAGAAAUUAAAAAAGCGUCAAUCGUUGUACCGCGCGCCAUGCUCAGUGGCCUCAUCCUCAAUGGUGUCCUAGGAUUCGCGAUGAUGAUCGCAUACCUCUUUUGUCUAGGGGAUCUUGAUGAUGUAUUGAACGCCCAGGAAACUUUAGGAUAUCCGUUCCUCUAUGUCUUCCAAACAGGAACUGGUUCAACCGCAGGAGCUGCAGUAAUGGGUCUAAUCGUUGUAGCUCUCGGUGUGUGCAGCACAGUUGGCGCUCUCGCCUCAUCCUCUAGGAUGCUGUGGUCUUUCGCUAGAGACAGAGGUGUUCCACUAUGGAGGUAUUGGGUAAAGCUUGACCGCCGGACCUCAAUCCCCAUAUACACCAUCGCAUUCACCACUAUGGUUUCCAUACUUCUUUCGCUUAUUAUCCUCGGCUCGGGCGUCGCCUUCAACAACAUCGUUAAUCUCAGUAUUGCCGGCCUCUAUUCUUCAUAUCUCGUCUGCUGCGGCAUGCUUCUCUGGCGCCGAUUACAAUCCCGGAAAAUCAAGGCAUAUGAUCCACGUAUCAUAAUAUACGGCGCAGAUGACCUACAUUGGGGACCAUGGCGUAUCCCUGGCAUUUUAGGCGUUGUUAAUAAUCUUUUUGCCUGUAUUUUGGUGAUGUGUGUUGCAUCACCAUCCGAAAUUUAA